CCGCUUUGUCCAAACACUCCCCAAACCCCCUUGUACUGAAACAAAAACAAAAAGUGGCAAACGAAGUUAGAAUAGAUGGAGUUUUAAAAGAGAAACGAAGGAGAAAAAAAAAAAAAGCCUCUCUCUCUCUCUCUCACACACUCGCAUACAUACACACACUUUGACACAGACCAUGGGACCAUUGUCCUGUGCUUAAAUUCGAGCUUUUUCGUGGACGACACGAUCCGAUGGGUGGUACUACUACUACUACACAUAUGGAAAUGGAGGAUCAAUAUGGCAUGGCCGAUCUCAGGCGGCUGAUGAACGGCGGCAGGCCUCAUUUUCCGGCCAUCCCACAGGGUGGUGGUGGAGCGGCUGACCUAUUCUCCGGCCACCGGGGUUUGGGUGCUGGACAGCCUCCUCCUCAGCCUUACGAGAUGAUGAUGAUUGGUCGUCAGGUUCCUGAGAUUUUGCCUCGUGGCCUCAAUCCUCCUCCUCCUCCCCCUCAUCAUCAUCAUCAUCAUCAUGACUUUCGCUCUGCUGAUUCCGCUGCUACUUCUACAGCCUCCAUCACUGUGACAGCUACUUCCGGUCCUUCGUUUAGUGGUGGGUUAGAGGCUGAGACUGCUGGUUGUCUCGGCGGCGAUGGCGGUACUGGGAGAUGGCCAAGGCAAGAGACUCUCACUCUCUUGGAGAUCAGAUCCCGUCUUGAUUUUAAGUUCAAAGAGGCUAAUCAAAAAGGUCCUCUCUGGGACGAAGUCUCCAGGAUUAUGUCUGAGGAACAUGGAUACCAAAGGAGUGGGAAAAAGUGCAGGGAAAAAUUCGAGAACUUGUACAAAUACUACAAGAAAACCAAAGAAGGGAAAGCUGGAAGACAAGACGGUAAGCACUACAGAUUCUUUCGUCAGCUAGAAGCUCUCUAUGGAGAAACCAGCAAUGCAGUCUCAGUCCCCGAAACCCAUUUUGUCGGUACCAGUGGUGGUCUUCGAUUUCAUACCACAACCAACAACACCAAUCCCGCUCAUCAACCAAAUCAAGAAGCUUCAUACCAGUUGCACAAGCCUUGUGAUAGCCUAAGCCUCUCUAAUUCCUCCGAAUUCGACACGACAUCCUCAGACGACAACGAUCUAAUGGACAAUGAUUCGUCGGAGAAGAGGAAUAGGAAAAGGAGAGGCGGUGGAAAGAAUUGGAAGACCAAGAUAAAAGACUUCAUCGACUGGCAGAUGAGGAAGCUGAUGGAGAAACAAGAGGCAUGGUUGGAGAAGCUAAUGGGAACACUGGAACAGAAAGAGAAAGAGAGGAGUUUAAGAGAAGAAGAAUGGAGGAAAGAAGAAGCUGCUCGAAUUGACAGAGAACAUAAAUUCUGGGCCAAAGAAAGAGCUUGGAUCGAAGCGAGGGAUUCGGCUUUAAUGGAAGCUUUGCACAAAUUAACGGGAAAAGAAAUAAGAGUUCCAUCGCCUGAGGCUGAUCAGGGUGGUCUUAUGUCUGAUCAACUCCAAGAUGACCAGAAUCAUGAUGAUGGAAGCGAAAUGCUUAGCAAAACUCCAAAAGACGACGAAACCUGGCCGGAAUUAGAGAUCUCUAGACUAAUUCAAUUGAGAGCCGGUAUGGAAUCGAGGUUUCAACAAGGCGGUGGGUUUUCAGAUGAGGCGGUUUUGUGGGAGGACAUAGCUAACAAGAUGGCCCGUAUGGGAUACGAGAGGAGCGCUUUGAUGUGCAAAGACAAGUGGGAGAACAUCAACAAUUACACCAGGAAGACCGCGGCAGCGAAGGAAUUCAGCAAGAAACGCAAGGAAAACUCGAGAAGCAGCUGUGGUGGUGGUUACUUUCAGAACAAUGAAUCAGCAAGCUCCUCUUUGUACAACCAUGGAGGAGGAGGAGGAAGCUAUUGUGAAAUGAAUGAACAAGGGCAUGCUAAUAAUGAUGGUUCUUCUCCUUCUCAUCCUAAUUUAAGCAAUGCAGUUCAUGAUAGUUGUUUUCCUUUCUUGAUGAGCGAAGGGGAAAAUUUGUGGGACAAUUAUGGGUUGAAGCUUAGCAAAGGAGGUCAAAACCAGUGAAGUUAAGAGUUUGGUAGAGCUAUAGCACAUGGAAGGUUUGUUUUUUUUUUUUUUUUGUUCUAUAAGAAGUAGGAGCAAAUCUAGUGCUUGGGAGGAGGAGGUUGACUUUUUUAUGAGGUAAAAAAAAGGUAAUUUGACAAUAUCUUUAUCGUGGGAGAUGGGAUUGGGGGGUUUGGUUUACAAAAUGUAAGCAAGCUGAGCUAACCGAAGAAGAUUCAUGUAUAGGGGACUUGGAACCUGGGACAUGGGACAUGGACAUUUUAGAGGGAACAAUAAUGGGGGUCUAUAUCUUGCUUUGUUGCUGAAGCUUAAUGGGCAAUGGAGGUUGAAAAUGUUUUCUAGUAUGUGGUGAUCAUCAUCAUCAUCAUCCCUAAACCUUUAUGAACUUUUUUUUUUUUUUUCUUUUUUGGGGGGAUUUUUUACUUCUUGCAUGCAGAUGGUUUCUACUGUUGUAGUUCAUUUAUUUCAACCUUCAUUUCACAUGUUUUGUUGGUAAUUUUCUCUUUUUUGGUGACUGAUUUUUUUUUUCCCGGUUUUUUUGGUGGAGUAUUGUUGGUAACUGAUCUGAAUCCCGAGGAAAUGAUCAUAAUUAAUUAAUGACUGAGACGCGUGUGUGUUUGGGAGGCAAUAAGAAGAAGAUAUUCUUGCCCUUCGGAGAGUGGGAGAAAAUAUUGAUGGAAUCUGUGUAGUAUCAAUAAUUGCAUAUUAUAAAUUAUUGAAAUAGAUACUGCAUAUUUAUA
Ziziphus jujuba (common jujube) is the source of this 2776-nucleotide messenger RNA. RefSeq names its product trihelix transcription factor PTL. The record is from RefSeq and is a predicted model, not a curated record. The coding region runs from base 228 to 2036 and encodes 602 amino acids. The transcript has 3 exons. NCBI's taxonomy places the organism in Eukaryota, Viridiplantae, Streptophyta, Magnoliopsida, Rosales, Rhamnaceae.